AUGGUACCUAGCAUUGUCCAAUCUGACGACAUGGAUCAAAUGGAAAUCCCCUUUCCAGCACACCGGGAGCGCCAGGAGGGUUCUCCUCCUCCCUUCCAAGAUCCUCUGGCUCUUCUUCGCAGUCUUCCUGAGCCUCCGCUGGAAUGUCAAGUAUGUGUUGUUGGCGCAGGACCUGCCGGUCUAAUGUUGGCCACAAACCUGACCAGAUUCGGCAUUAACGUUGAGGUGAUCGAUGAUCGAGCCGAUCAGACGCCCGUGGGAAGAGCCGACGGCCUUCAGCCGAAGACGAUCGAAACCUUUAGACAAAUGCGACUAUCAGAUACUUUGUUAAAACAAGGUGUUCGUGUCUUCGAUAUCGCAUUCUGGCGUAGCACCGCAGACGAACCUCUUCGUCGACUUGGCCGCGAAGUACAUUAUCCCCCUAUUAUCGAUGUUCUCGACCCCUACAUUCUUCUGGUCCAUCAAGGUAUGGUUGAAGGGCUGUUUCUUGAGGACAUGAAAAAGCGCGGCAAGGAGGUCCGUCGAAACAUGGCUUUUGAGUCGUACAGCGUCCCUGACAACAAGACUGGUCCCCUUCAAGUCAACUGCCGUGCCAAUGUCAAUCAAGACAAGCGUUCGGUUCUGACUCAAUACCUGAUUGGAUGUGAUGGUGCACACUCCAAGGUUCGCAAGAGUAUCCCAGAUGUCAAGGCUGUCGGCAUGUCUCAGGCUGCUAUUUGGGGCGUUCUCGAUGGCGAACUGAUUACUGACUUCCCCGAUAUUUGGUCCAAGACGCUCGUCUACUCACAAGAGCACGGUUCAAUUCUCAUCAUUCCUCGAGAGAGGAAUAUGACUCGUUUCUAUAUUGAGCUGAAGGCUGGUGCCAAAUUUGAUCGCCGCGAUCUGGGUCAGGAGUUCAUGAUGAAGCGCGCGAAGAAGAUUAUGGCACCGUUCCGCUUGGACUGGAAGUACGUUGAGUGGUUCGGCCGUUAUCAGGUUGGUCAGAGGGUUGCUAGUCGCUUCACUGAUGGCCACCUGAGGGCGUUCCUGGCUGGUGAUGCCAGUCACACCCACUCUCCCAAGUCAGCACAGGGUAUGAACACCUCGAUGCACGACUCAUGGAAUUUGUCGUGGAAGUUGAACCUUGCGGUUCGAGGCUUGGCCAAGCCAAAUCUGCUGGAGAGUUACGAAGAGGAGCGGCGCAAGAUUGCCCUGGACUUGGUUAACUUUGACUAUGAGCAUGCGAACCAGAUUGCUGGUGGCGACGCCAUUGCCCUCGCCGAGAACUUCAGGACCAAUGUCCGUUUCAUUUCCGGAAUUGGUGCUGAAUAUGGUGAGAAUGCUAUCAACAGACCAGGAAUUGGAAACAACCAGUUUGUCAUGGGAGACGCCAAGCCAGGUUGCCUUCUGCCUCCUGCUAAGGUUACUCGAUAUAUCGAUUCCAACCCUGUGGAUAUCCAGCUUGACAUUCCUAUGCUCGGUCAGUUCCGAAUCUACCUUCUUAUGUGGGAUGUUCAACAAUCAGCACCUUUCCUGCAAACUUUUUGCCAUGCUAUUGCAGGUACAGACUCCUUCAUCAGCCGUCUAUCUGCUGCAGCUAGCGCUUCUUAUGCUUCGCAACCCCGAACAUCAGCUCCUGAGGAUGUUUAUUCCCGACCUGAGCGAUACACUGUUGUCAGCCACCUCUUCACUUUUGGUCUUAUCACCACCAUGCCCAAGACAGAAAUCGAGAUCUCAGACCUCCCACCUCUUCUGCAAGACAGCCGCUGGACUUUCUACCUUGACGACAUUCCCGAUCAGGACACCCGUGGGUCGCUAUGCACUAACAAAUGGCUCGGCAGCCUGGGACCUGGCGAGGUGGCCAUCAUUAAUGUUCGUCCCGAUGGUUAUGUUGGCUCGAUAGGUCGCUGGGACUCCAGCCUCGAUGAGUCUGGUGUUCAAGCGGCUCGAUGGCUCGAUGAGUAUUAUGACGGAUUCAUGAAACUUCCAACUCAGUAA
Molecule: messenger RNA, 1977 nt
Organism: Fusarium redolens
Lineage: Eukaryota; Fungi; Ascomycota; Sordariomycetes; Hypocreales; Nectriaceae
Product: FAD binding domain-containing protein
Exons: 4
Coding region: 1-1977 (658 amino acids)
Molecular function (GO): FAD binding
Source: RefSeq, a predicted model, not a curated record